AUGUGUGACCGUCAGUCCCGACUCUCGAGGGUAUCUGCGCUCAACAGAGGCCAAGACAAGCUCCCGCCCGCAACGUCGCCAGAGACAGGCGAGCAAGCAACAGCCGCCGUGACCGCGGCCGCGGUCGCCGCGCCUUGUAACAACCUUGAUAUGGGCCCUGCACAUGGCCUUCACCGCAAACUGACGGCGGCGGGCGGCAGCAACGGCCCCGUUGGUAUCGUGACAGUAUCAGGUCGAGUGUCUCGCUUGCCGGUCUUCCCACGUCGCUUGCUCAUCUCUCCCUCCGCCUCCACCUUCCGGACGGACUGUUACGUCUGCCCGCCGGGCUUCCGGAAGGCCGGUGCCGGCACAGCCGCCGGCGCCGAAUGA
Colletotrichum lupini is the source of this 369-nucleotide messenger RNA. RefSeq lists its product as uncharacterized. The record is from RefSeq and is a predicted model, not a curated record. The transcript has 4 exons. Lineage: Eukaryota; Fungi; Ascomycota; Sordariomycetes; Glomerellales; Glomerellaceae. The coding region runs from base 1 to 369 and encodes 122 amino acids.